AUGGGUUCGCGUAGUCCGCCGAAGAAGAGCUCCUCGUCCUCGAGCGGCCGUCCGCCGACGGUGAAGUUCGCCCGCCGGACGUCGAGCGGCCGGAUAGUGAGCCUCUCCCGGGACGACGAGCUCGAGCUGGGCCUCUCCGGCGAGUUCGCUCCCAACUCCGAUCCCAACGAUUACAUCAACUACACCGUCCUCAUGCCGCCCACCCCCGAUAACCAACCCUCCGAGGGGAAGCCCGACGACCUCCCUCUGCCGCCGUACGGCCCCAACGCAAAGCGCGGCGGUGGCGGCCAAGGAACCACGAAGCUUGAUCGGACGGUAUCUGUGAUCAAGCCCAAUAGGUCGAUGUUGCUGAGGAGCCAGACGGGGGACUUCGACCACAACCGCUGGCUGUUCGAGACUUCGGGAACCUACGGGAUCGGGAACGCCUUCUGGGCUCCCGGCGGUGGCGGCGGAGGCGGAGGAGGGGACGGGUACGAGGACGACGAGGGGACGGGAGUGAGUAUGUCCGACUUCAUGGACAAGCCGUGGAAGCCGCUCACCAGGAAGAUAAAGAUCCCCUCGGGGAUCCUUAGCCCUUACAGGCUUCUGGUGGUGUUCCGGUUGGUGGCACUCGCGCUGUUCCUGUCAUGGCGGGUGAGGAACCCUAACCCGGACGCGAUGUGGCUCUGGGGGACAUCCAUCGUGUGCGAGGUCUGGUUCGCUUUCUCAUGGGUGCUGGACCAGCUCCCCAAGCUCAAUCCAAUCAACCGGGCGACCGACCUGGCAGCGCUGCGGGACAAGUUCGAGACGCCGUCGCCGUCGAACCCCCAUGGCCGCUCCGACCUGCCGGGCGUAGACCUCUUCAUCUCCACGGCCGACCCGGAGAAGGAGCCCCCCUUGGUGACCGCCAACACCGUCCUCUCCAUCCUCGCCACCGAGUACCCCGUAGAGAAGCUCGCCUGCUACAUCUCAGACGACGGCGGUGCCCUCCUCACCUUCGAGGCCAUGGCGGAGGCGGCGGCCUUCGCGGAGGUGUGGGUGCCCUUCUGCCGCAAGCACAACAUCGAGCCGCGCAACCCCGACAGCUACUUCUCCCAGAAGGGCGACCCGACCAAGAACAAGAAGAGGCAGGACUUCGUGAAGGACCGCCGGUGGAUAAAGAGGGAGUACGACGAGUUCAAGGUCCGGAUAAACGGGCUGCCGGACACGAUCCAGCGGCGAUCGGACGCGAUCAACGCGAGGGAGGAGAUGAGGGAGGUGAAGCUGGCGAAGGAGAAGGGCGGCGGCGGGCCCGAAGCGGCGGAGGGGAUCAAGGUGGCGAAGGCCACCUGGAUGGCCGACGGCACCCACUGGCCAGGAACCUGGAGAGCCCACUCCGCCGAUCACUCCAAGGGCGACCACGCCGGCAUUCUCCAGGUGAUGCUGAAGGUCCCCGAGAACGACCCUGUCUACGGCGGCCAUGAGGAUAACAAGUACAUGGACUUCUCCGACGUCGACGUGAGGCUGCCGAUGUUCGUCUACGUCUCAAGGGAGAAACGGCCGGGGUACGACCAUAACAAGAAGGCCGGCGCCAUGAACGCGUUGGUACGGGCCUCCGCCAUCCUCUCCAACGGGCCCUUCAUCCUCAACCUCGACUGCGACCACUACAUCUACAACUCGCAGGCCAUCCGCGAGGGGAUGUGCUUCAUGAUGGACCGCGGCGGCGACCGCAUCUGCUACAUCCAGUUCCCGCAGAGGUUCGAAGGGAUCGACCCCUCCGACCGCUACGCUAACCACAACACCGUCUUCUUCGACGGCAACAUGCGCGCCCUCGACGGCCUCCAGGGCCCCGUCUACGUCGGCACCGGCUGCCUCUUCCGCCGCUACGCGCUCUACGGCUUCAACCCGCCGCGGGCCUUCGAGUACGCGGGGCUCUAUGGGCAGUACAAGAGCCCCGCCGCCAAGGCCUCGGCGGCCGGCGCCGGCGACGACCCGGAAGCUCGGCCGCUCACGGUGCACCCAGACCUGGACCUGCCCAAGAAGUUCGGCAACUCUACCAUGCUGGUGGAGUCCAUCCCCAUUGCUGAGUUCCAGGGCCGCCCGCUGGCGGACCAUCCCGCCGUCAAGAACGGCCGCCCCCCCGGCGCUCUCCUCGUGCCGCGGCCGCCUCUCGACGCCCCCACCGUCGCCGAAGCCGUCUCCGUCAUUUCUUGCUGGCAAGUCAUCUCUCACCACCCACAUCGUUCGUUGAUCAAGACAUUAUCAUUCUUCCUUGAGCACUCUCCAAUUCAAAAACAGAAUCAUCGUAUAGAUAGAUUAGAUGAUCGUAUGGACUGAUGUAGAGUCAGAAUGCUUCAUGAAAUUGUUCAAUUUUCCCAAUAUGUGAAGUUCUGUGAGGAUAACAUUCCGUGGAAAUAAAUCUAUAACAACAGCGAAGAAAUGACACAUCGCCGACGAUCACCGGCGUCAUCGGCGUGUGCUGCUGCAGGUACGAGGAUAAGACGGAAUGGGGGAGCCGGAUCGGGUGGAUCUACGGGUCGGUGACGGAGGACGUGGUGACGGGGUACCGGAUGCACAACCGGGGGUGGCGGUCGGUCUACUGCAUCACCAAGCGCGACGCCUUCCGGGGGACGGCGCCGAUCAACCUCACCGACCGCCUCCACCAGGUGCUCCGGUGGGCAACCGGCUCUGUCGAGAUCUUCUUCUCCCGGAACAACGCCCUCCUCGGCAGCCGGAGGCUCAAGUUCCUGCAGCGGGUGGCGUACCUCAACGUCGGCAUCUACCCUUUUACCUCUGUGUUCCUCAUUAUGUACUGCUUCCUGCCGGCCUUGUCCCUCUUCUCUGGCCACUUCAUCGUCCAGACGCUCAACGUCACCUUCCUCGUGUACCUCCUAAUCAUCACGGUGACCCUUACCCUCCUCUCCCUGCUCGAGGUCAAGUGGUCCGGGGUGGCCCUCGAAGAGUGGUGGCGCAACGAACAGUUCUGGCUCAUCGGCGGCACCAGCGCCCACCUCGCCGCCGUCAUCCAGGGCCUCCUCAAGGUCAUCGCCGGCAUCGAGAUCUCCUUCACCCUCACCUCCAAGUCCGCCGCCGAGGACGAGGACGACAUCUACGCCGACCUCUAUGUGGUCAAGUGGACCAGCCUCUUUAUUCCCCCCAUCGUCAUCAUCGUCGUUAACGUCGUCGCCAUCGUCAUCGGCUUCUCCAGGACGGUCUACAGCGAGAUCCCCCAGUGGAGCAAGCUUCUCGGAGGGGUCUUCUUCAGCUUCUGGGUGCUGGCACACAUGUACCCCUUCGCCAAGGGUCUCAUGGGGAGAAGGGGGAGGAUGCCCACCAUCGUCUACGUCUGGUGGGGCCUCAUCGCCAUCACUGUCUCCCUCCUCUGGAUCACCAUUAGCCCGCCAAGCGACAAUGAGACCACGUCCGGAUAG
Messenger RNA from Spirodela intermedia, 3389 nucleotides. Lineage: Eukaryota; Viridiplantae; Streptophyta; Magnoliopsida; Alismatales; Araceae. The record is from the annotation of a GenBank genome assembly.